Messenger RNA from Suillus paluster, 312 nucleotides. RefSeq lists its product as uncharacterized. Lineage: Eukaryota; Fungi; Basidiomycota; Agaricomycetes; Boletales; Suillaceae. The transcript has 3 exons. The record is from RefSeq and is a predicted model, not a curated record. Bases 1 to 312 code for a protein of 103 amino acids.
AUGCGCCUCACAUUUACCUUCCAACUUCUGUUGUCAUUCGUCGCAUAUGCUUCUGCUACAUCCUCUGAAUGCCCUCGCUGCCCACAUGAGUUAUAUAACUCCAUGGGCCAGGCUCAAUGGGGCUUGAUAUUCAGGUGCUACGAUGCAAAGACAGAUAUACAUCGCUGCGAGUAUGACUACGAUGAUGAGCCCCAAGAUUGUGAUUACAAUGAACAAGGCGUUCUCGUCGCCCACAGCGAACCCAAUAUCUGCCCCCUGAAAGUCACGUACGGAGAGGUAUCGAGCAGUGACAAGUGUCUGCAGGCAUGCUAA